AAAGGUGUACACGUAGAAGAAUACACGGGUGCGACGAAAACAAAAGCCGAUAAACAUUCUCUCAAGUUUCAUCACUACAAAUCCUAUCAAAGAAAUGGCAUUGAAUCCUAAAUUAUUUCCUCAUGGGAUGCCAAUGCCAUUCCUUAACGAAUUGUUUGUCUUCGCCAGCGAUGUCGUUGACUUUGAGAUCGAUAACAUUCCUCGUUUAGGACAAGUACAAGCAAAAGGAACCAUCUACUUGUCCAAUAUCCGGAUGGUCUUUGUUGCAAACAACCCUAGAGAUAACUUCAUUGCUUUUGAUAUUCCCUUGCUAUUUGUUCACGGUGAAAAAUUUAACCAACCAAUAUUCUUCUGCAAAAACAUUUCUGGAUAUGUAAAUCCGGUUGUACAAGCGGCUAAUGGAAACACGACCCUUCCUCAUUCGUUUAAGAUUUUGUUCAAUGAAGGUGGUUAUGAGACUUUCAUCCCAUUAGUUUUUAAAUUAAUUGGAAAAGUGAGACGACGCUAUCGACGUUCAAGGGCAAAGCCUCGUGUAGAUCCUCAUGAAACAGCACAAACACCAGUUGAUGAGAUGACUAGACAUGCUUAUGUCGACCCGAACGAUCCUACAUUUAUCUACUUGCAGCAGCCUAAGCCAGAGUCUAAAUUCAGGCAUUGUUCAUACCAGUCACAGUCUGCUGAAACGUCUAUAUAGCUUUUGCUGCAGGUUAACUGGAUAAAUGCCAAAUUUUGUGCAAGAUGCGUCUUUUCGUUGAUGCCUUCGGAUCUCUCCAUAAAGAGAAGCAUAGUGAGUUAUUUUUGUAUAUAUAUGUUAGUUAUACUCCCUCAAGUUCUUAAUGAAUAUAUACAUACAUAUAUGCUGGAUUGUUUGGCAGCUAUUUAAACCCUGUUGUUUUGGUUUGCUUCUUGCGCGAGAGAGAGAUAGAGAUUGACUAGAGCAUGUGUGAUGUAUAUAAAUCUUUUAAAUUGUGAAGAUAUGAAAAUAAUUCAGAUAUCAUUGAGUUGACA
Nicotiana tabacum (common tobacco) is the source of this 1008-nucleotide messenger RNA. RefSeq lists its product as uncharacterized. NCBI's taxonomy places the organism in Eukaryota, Viridiplantae, Streptophyta, Magnoliopsida, Solanales, Solanaceae. Gene Ontology annotation, biological process: positive regulation of DNA-templated transcription. The record is from RefSeq and is a predicted model, not a curated record. Gene Ontology annotation, molecular function: transcription coactivator activity; chromatin DNA binding. Gene Ontology annotation, cellular component: nucleus.